AUGGGCCGCUUCAGACGUCAACUUAGCGGCGCCGCGCUCGCGCUGUGCCUCAUCUCGUGUUUCUCUUACUCUCCUGUCCGUAGUGUGAUCAUCGACCCUUCCCAAGUGCCGGUGCUGCAGGACUGCCAGCAGGCGUGGGGGAGGACGUUCUACGGGUGGGAGGCGGGAGCCAUGUGUGGGCCGUAUGGGCCAUCGCCAUAUGCACAGAACAUCACGUGCAACGCACAAGGCAUGAUCGAUUCAAUGGUGCUGACGUAUAUGGGUAUCAGCGGCCUCCUUCCAGAGUCGUUGGGAAGUCUCUCCAGCCUGACUCAUCUGUACGUGAGCACUAAGGAGUCUGGCCUGGCAUCGGUAAGCUACAUUCAGGAGAACAACUUCUCUGGGCACCUACCUCCUUCCGUGGGAAACCUCACCAAGCUCUUUGGCCUGAACCUAAAUGGCACGUCACUAACAUGCCCGCCAAGCAAUGCGAGCUGUGAGGUUGAGCAGCACCCUGACAGCGCCUUCUGCAAGACAUGCCCCGCUUUCUGCUCCUCCUGUGUCGCAGCACCUCCAGCACCCCCCUCAGCAGCCAGCUCAGCACCCCCAACCCAGCCUGUUGUUCCAGCGCCCCCCUCAGCCUCCGCACCUCCAGCACCGCCCAUCAACCCCGCACCCGUGCCUUCCUCAUCGCAAGGGGCAAUCCCUGCUCGCAGCAAUCCCUGCUCGCAGCAAUCCCUGCUCGCAGCAAUCCCUGCUCGCAGCAAUCCCUGCUCGCAGCAAUCCCUGCUCGCAGCAAUCCCUGCUCGCAGCAAUCCCUGCUCGCAGCAAUCCCUGCUCGCAGCAAUCCCUGCUCGCAGCAAUCCCUGCUCGCAGCAAUCCCUGCUCGCAGCAAUCCCUGCUCGCAGCAAUCCCUGCUCGCAGCAAUCCCUGCUCGCAGCAAUCCCUGCUCGCAGCAAUCCCUGCUCGCAGCAAUCCCUGCUCGCAGCAAUCCCUGCUCGCAGCAAUCCCUGCUCGCAGCAAUCCCUGCUCGCAGCAAUCCCUGCUCGCAGCAAUCCCUGCUCGCAGCAAUCCCUGCUCGCAGCAAUCCCUGCUCGCAGCAAUCCCUGCUCGCAGCAAUCCCUGCUCGCAGCAAUCCCUGCUCGCAGCAAUCCCUGCUCGCAGCAAUCCCUGCUCGCAGCAAUCCCUGCUCGCAGCAAUCCCUGCUCGCAGCAAUCCCUGCUCGCAGCAAUCCCUGCUCGCAGCAAUCCCUGCUCGCAGCAAUCCCUGCUCGCAGCAAUCCCUGCUCGCAGCAAUCCCUGCUCGCAGCAAUCCCUGCUCGCAGCAAUCCCUGCUCGCAGCAAUCCCUGCUCGCAGCAAUCCCUGCUCGCAGCAAUCCCUGCUCGCAGCAAUCCCUGCUCGCAGCAAUCCCUGCUCGCAGCAAUCCCUGCUCGCAGCAAUCCCUGCUCGCAGCAAUCCCUGCUCGCAGCAAUCCCUGCUCGCAGCAAUCCCUGCUCGCAGCAAUCCCUGCUCGCAGCAAUCCCUGCUCGCAGCAAUCCCUGCUCGCAGCAAUCCCUGCUCGCAGCAAUCCCUGCUCGCAGCAAUCCCUGCUUGCCCAAACCUCUCUCACACUCUCUGCGAUCAUUCUUUGGCGUGGUGAUGCUGGCGGUGAUCACGGGGCGCAAGGCAGUGCAAGAGGCAGAGGACGGCCAUAUUAACCUCAAGCAAUGGGUGGAGCCAUUGGUGGCAUCCAUUUCAGUCACAGCCUUCAAAGACCCGCACCUGGACGCCCCGGAUGACAUUGUGCUGCGCCUGGCCCGCCUGGCUCUCUCCUGCACCGCCAUGCCCACGGCCUCGCGCCCCUCCAUGGGCAAGGUGCUGGGAGCGCUGGUGGCGGUGAGGGGGGAGAUGGUGGGCGAGGAGGUGGACAGGGUGGCGUCGCGCAUCGACAGCGAGAUUGACACAUCCAGCGAUCUUGAUUUCAACGCUUCCAUUGCCCGCGCCCACGAGAUUGCCUUGCAGAGCGGCUCCUCUGAUACUGUGUGA
This is a messenger RNA of Closterium sp. Yama58-4, 2004 nucleotides long. The record is from the annotation of a GenBank genome assembly. NCBI's taxonomy places the organism in Eukaryota, Viridiplantae, Streptophyta, Zygnematophyceae, Desmidiales, Closteriaceae.